Molecule: messenger RNA, 810 nt
Organism: Rhizophagus irregularis DAOM 181602=DAOM 197198
Lineage: Eukaryota; Fungi; Glomeromycota; Glomeromycetes; Glomerales; Glomeraceae
Source: RefSeq, a predicted model, not a curated record
AUGUCAAGCGUUAGACUCUCUCACCGAAAAACCCUAAAAAAAAAAAAUUUAAUAGUAACUAUCGCGUCAAACCAAUCUCCUCCCUACGAAACCAAUCUUCUUCAAAGGUAUGGUAAUAUGAAUCAAGCUGUAGUUUCUACCGGUUCUCUUCCACCUUCAACAACAACUCAAAUAACAACUCCAACAACUAAUGAUUCAAAAUUUGAAUAUAUUGAUGCUUUACCUGAUAAUACCGUACACCAAUUUAAAGCCAUCUUAGUUCACUAUAUUCGCAAAAGAUUACCAAAAGGAUAUAGGCAAUUAGGAAAACAAACAGUUUCUAUUCCCGCUACUGAAAGUCAGUUUUAUGCAGUAUUUAAAAACUAUAUACAUUACUACUACUCUGCUACAAAGGGUAUUUACAAGUGUAUAUUUCGUGGAGGUUCAUCAAAUCAAAUAUUAGCAAAUAUUCUAGAGAUGGAAGGUUGGGAGACUAAAUUUUACGAUCAACUGCAAUGUACUUAUGUUGUACUUUGUGAUGAUGACAAUAAUAUUGAAGAUGGGGACGAAAAUCCUAUUACAGCUGCAUUAACUUAUGAAACAAUUAAAAAAUUACGCAAACCAAAAUGCGUACGUGGUCAAUUAGUAGUAGAAUGGAAAAAACAAAAAAAUACUGAUUUUAAUGGUAAUUUCACUCACGCAGGUCACAUUUAUUUUCAUUUUUACAAUAGCCAGGCUAUGAUUGAAUAAAAUAGAUUAUUUGAUCACGAAAAAAACAGUAUCAAAGUAUAUUAAGCAUUUUCAUUCUAAUUAUUUUCAGCUUUAAUAUGA